This is a messenger RNA of Racocetra persica, 636 nucleotides long. Lineage: Eukaryota; Fungi; Glomeromycota; Glomeromycetes; Diversisporales; Gigasporaceae. The record is from the annotation of a GenBank genome assembly.
GGCUCCAGUAUUCACAUUAGUGAUUUUGUCUGUGAAUCUAUCAGGCGCCUCAAACUUUCAGACUAUGAAAUUGGUAUAAAUGGCUUACUUCCUGAUUCCAUGCAUCUCAAAUAUACUGAAGCAGUUGAAUGUGCUAUACCAAUAUUUGAACGAACACACCCCAACAAGAUAGCUCUAUUCAUGUUUGAUAAUAGUAGCAAUCAUGGUUCAUUUGCUGAAGAUGCCCUUUUGGUCUCGCAAAUAGGUAUGAAAGACGGUACAAAAAAACCACUUCUUCGUGAUGGUACAAUGCCUGAUGGUUCCAAGCAUAUAAUGACCUAUAUAGACAAUGCUAAUGUAAAAAGGCCUAAGGGAAUUAAGCGGGUUCUUGAAGAAAGAGGUUUAUGGAUACCAGGCCUUAUAAAAAAAUAUGAUACAUGUAAAAAAAAUAAGUCUGAUCCAAACAACCCAAACUGUUGCACUUCGCGUAUUCUUUCAGCUCAACCCGACUUUGCAGCUCAAAGAUCAUGCAUACGAGAGAUAAAUAAUGCUUAUGAACUUGGACUUUCUGGAAAGGCUGCUGACUUUGCAGUAAAGAAGUAUCGUUCUCAUCGUCAAAUUCCAGAACAAGUUCUUGAAGAAUUCGCUCAUGAUUAA